AUGGCCAUUCAGUUUAUCUUAUGUUUCAAUAAACAAGGAGUUGUUCGUUUGGUCAGAUGGUUCGACAUAUGUCAGGUCGAUUCGCAGAAGCCGCAAGAUAUGAUUGUACAAAUAUAUAGGCUUAUAUCGUCAAGAGAUCAUAAACACCAAAGUAACUUUGUGGAGUUUUCAGACUCUACAAAGCUAGUCUAUAAGAGAUACGCGGGCCUUUAUUUUGUAAUGGGAAUAGAUUUACAAGAUGAGGAACCGAUUUACCUUUCGCAUAUCCAUUUAUUUGUAGAGGUACUUGAUGCAUUUUUCGGUAAUGUUUGUGAAUUAGAUAUUGUUUUCAGCUUUUACAGAGCAUAUAUGGUUAUGGAUGAAAUGUUUAUAGGAGGUGAAGUUCAGGAAAUUUCUAAGGAGGUUCUUCUUGAGAGACUAAGUAUCUUAGAUAGGUUAAAUUAG
Zygotorulaspora mrakii is the source of this 444-nucleotide messenger RNA. RefSeq names its product Aps2p (gene APS2). The record is from RefSeq and is a predicted model, not a curated record. Gene Ontology annotation, cellular component: intracellular membrane-bounded organelle; membrane coat. Gene Ontology annotation, biological process: intracellular protein transport; vesicle-mediated transport. NCBI's taxonomy places the organism in Eukaryota, Fungi, Ascomycota, Saccharomycetes, Saccharomycetales, Saccharomycetaceae. Bases 1 to 444 code for a protein of 147 amino acids. The transcript has a single exon.